CCUGCACCUGACCUCUCUGCACCCCGCCCCUGCAGCCCGGCUGCGGAGGUCGCCGACCCCGCGGUCCCAACUCACGCCUGAGCGCGAGCCCCCUCUGCCAGGCGCACACACGCUCCAGCGCGCGCACACACCUCGGACAUUCCCAUAGUGCCUCACGUGACUCACGGCCCGAACGUGCCCACCCUGCCCACACGCUCACGCACGCGUGCACACACGCGCGCACAUCCACUUUGCCUCCCGGUCACUUUCCAACUCGGGCUCGACCCCAGCUCUGCGCCCGCCGAGGCGCUCAUUGACUGACACACCUACACUCAUUCACAGGCACACACUCCCCCCACAUGCCAGCCACAGACACACACAUUCAUCAACAGGGCCGGCAGGAGUACACACGCACCCCCUCGCUGCCUACACUUUCGGGAGCCCUGAGUCAUGCCUGCCCCCUCCCAGGGCUCCCCAUUUCCUUGUGUGCAGACCGGGAAUUCUCUGCAGUCCUCCUCGCCCGAGCCCCCUGUCCCAGUUGCUCCCUCUGACACUCAGCCAAGGACUUCCUGUAGGUCCCAGGUCAGGGGCCAGGACAGCCUGGAGAAUUGCCACCGCCGUGGAGGAGGGGAGGGCACUUCCUUUUCCUGAACCCUGGGAUCCUGCGGGAGGAAGCAGGCUAGCAGGCUGGUUGGGCGGGGGCUCAGCAGAGGAGGCAGUGGUGAGGCUGGCCCUCCCAGAAGCUGGGGCCGCCAGGGAGGCGCUGGGUUGCCAGAGGCCUGCCUUGAGAAGCCUGGCAGCCAGGUACUGGGGAAGAGAGACCUAGGGUGCAGAGGGGCUAAGGAGUGAGGCCAGGCAGGCAGGUUGGUGGGCUGGGAAGGCAGGCGUCUCCCUCUGCAGGUCUGUCUGGGCUCCCUGAGAACCUUCCUGCCGCUAGCCUGGCUCCCCUCUACUUGUUGCCCCCACCCCCAAGUCUUCAUCUGAUUCCAGGCCCUCUCUUCAAAGGCAGCAGGAGUCUGGGAAGGGGCCCUGGGAGUCCCCACUGAGUUCCAGGCAGGAAGCUUUCAGGCUGCACUUCAGCUGGCCACAGGGCACGCAGGCCAGGCUGAGGGCCGUCAGGGACCAGCUCCAGUGCCCUCUCCAUGGUUGCUCCUGCCCUCCCAGGAGGCCCAGGGUGGGCCCCGGCCCAGACCCUUGCCAUGGAGUCCAUGUUUGAGGACGACAUCAGCAUCCUGACCCAGGAGGCGCUGGGGCCCAGUGAGGUGUGGCUGGACGGCCCUGGAGACCCCUCCCUGGGGGGAGAUAUGUGCUCGGCCUCCCACUUUGCCCUCAUCACGGCCUACGGAGACAUCAAGGAGCGGCUUGGGGGCCUGGAGAGGGAGAACGCCACCCUCCGCCGCCGCCUCAAAGUCUAUGAAAUCAAGUACCCACUGAUCAGUGACUUCGGAGAGGAGCACGGCUUUUCUCUGUAUGAAAUCAAGGAUGGCUCCCUGCUGGAGGUGGAGAAGGUCAGUCUGCAGCAACGACUCAACCAGUUCCAGCAUGAGUUACAGAAGAAUAAAGAGCAGGAAGAACAGCUCGGGGAGAUGAUCCAGGCUUACGAGAAGCUCUGUGUGGAGAAGAGCGACUUGGAGACAGAGCUAGGAGAGAUGCGGGCCCUGGUAGAGACUCACCUGCGGCAGAUCUGUGGUUUGGAGCAGCAACUGCGGCAGCAGCAAGGUCUCCGGGAUGCAGCCUUCCCCAGCCUGAGCCCCCCGCCUGCCCCUGCCCCGUCCUGUGCCGAUCUGGACCUGCAUUACCUUGCACUGAGAGGGGGACCUGGCAUGAGUCAUGCAGGCUGGCCAGGCCCCACGCCGAGUGUGAGUGAGCUGGAGCGGCGGCGCCUAGAAGAGGCUCUGGAGGUUGCCCAGGGGGCAGCAAGAGGGGCUCAGCUCCGGGAGGAGCAGCUUCAGGCAGAGUGUGAGCGCCUGCAGGGCGAGCUGAAGCAGCUACGGGAGACCCGUGCCCAGGAUAUGGCCUCCAACCAGUCGGAGCGGGACAUGGCGUGGGUGAAGAGAGUCGGGGACGAUCAGGUGAAUUUGGCGCUGGCCUACACUGAACUGACUGAGGAGUUGGGCCGGCUUCGGGAGUUGAGUUCCCUGCAGGGAAGGAUCUUGAGGACCCUGUUGCAGGAUCAGGCCCGGAGUGGCGGCCAGAGUCCCCGGGCCCGCCGCAGCUACUCCGAGCUGGCUGAGGCCGCGGCCUACGCGGGUGCCUCCCCGCCCUGGCUGCAGGCCGAGGCGGCCACGCUCCCCAAGCCCCGGGCCUAUGGCGGCGAGCUCUACGGCCCCGGCAGGCCCCUCAGCCCGCGGCGCGCCUUCGAGGGCCUGCGGCUGCGCUUUGAGAAGCAGCCGUCGGAGGAGGACGAGUGGGCCGUGCCCGCCAGCCCGCCCAGCCCGGAGGCGGGCACCAUCCGCUGCGCCUCCUUCUGUGCCGGCUUCCCCAUCCCCGAGUCGCCCGCAGCCACCGCCUACGCCCACGCUGAGCACGCGCAGUCCUGGCCGUCCAUCAACCUGCUGAUGGAGACGGUGGGUUCUGACAUCCGCAGCUGCCCCCUCUGCCAGCUGGGCUUCCCGGUCGGGUACCCGGAUGACGCCCUCAUCAAACACAUCGACUCCCACCUGGAGAACAGCAAGAUCUAAGGCGCCGCCCCCUCCCACUGGCUGUUUCUCCACCCUCUCCCAUCACCUCCACACACUCACUCACUUUGAAUGCUGCAUGAAUCUCGUGGGGGGCCCUGCCCCUUGCGACCCCCAGAUACCUCCACUAGCUACGAGUCAAUGUGCGUGCCAUCUGCCCUGGUCCAGGCACCACUCAGCCCUGGCUCUUCCGGGAAGGUCAGCCUAGGCUCCCCUACCUUCCUGGCUGCCUCUGGGAGGUGGGAAUCUGGGCUGGGAAGGGGAGGGGACUUCCCCUCACGGGCCUCUCCCUCUGCCUUUCUGUUCUUAAACAGGGUUGGAUCCAAGAAGGUGUCUAGUGCUUGGGCCUGGGGGAGGGGGGUGUCAGAGGACUCCAGAAACGCCUCCAGCCCCUCCAAGGUGUCCGUCUUUCCUAGGCUGUGCUCUGUCUGGGAGGCACUUCCCCCCUGGAGCCUGCCCUGCACACUGAUGCCAGGUUCCCCAUCCCAUGGCCAGCUUGGGCUUGGGGCGUGGGCCCCACUGGAGGAAGGAGGCAUUUUGUGUCUUGCCUUCCCCUGCAGGCCAGCCCUGUCCACUCCCUCUACUCACUCUGGGGUGUAGGGGCGGUGAGAGGAGAGAGGGAGAACCCUGGCAGGCUGGGAAGGGUCCAGCCUAAUGGGGCUGCCCGGAGGGGCGCGGUUCCCUGUGCUGUGACCCUCAGGCCAGGGGACUGUGGCAGCCUCCUAGGCCACACCCUCCCAGAGCCCCUGGCACCAAAGCCCAGAUCAUCAAGGCAGAUGCCCCCACAAAUCCCACCUGAGCCCCUGGAGCCAUAGGUGCCCUGGAGCCCAUGUGCGAUUCAGCCUCUGCUGGCCAGGCGGGUGUCAUCAGCCCUUGCCUCCCAGGCCAGAACCUGGAAUGGGCCAGGGUGCUGUGGAGAUCAACUCAAAAGAGCUAACCCCCUUCCCACACCCCACGAACCCACAUUCCCUCUGUGAAAUCUACCUCAGAGUCGUACCCUCAGAAGGACGGGUAAGCAGGAGGCCAGGGGGUCCCCAAGGCUGAGGUGGGGAGCCUCCUAUGGCAAGAGCCUGCCGCCCCACAAUGAAUCCACCCCCUCCACUGCGAGCCUCUCCCAAGGGUCUCAGCCCCAGGGGGUGGCAGUGGACGCUACCGUCAGCGCAUGUCCCGUCUGAUCCAACUCUUCCAGGCCCCCCACCUCCUCACACCCCUCCCCUCCUCAGUGCAGGGGAGUGAAGGGCUGUGUCGGCAGGGAAGGGCCAAGGACCCCAGAGACACAUCAUUGUACCCUGAGCAUUCCCCCAGCAAGGGGGAAGGGGGAGGGGCCCGGAGAGGGGGAGACGGGCCCCUGUGCUCUCUGAACAAGUUGAAAGUCUGAAUAAAACGUACC
Messenger RNA from Tupaia belangeri chinensis (Chinese tree shrew), 4047 nucleotides. RefSeq names its product TBK1 binding protein 1 (gene TBKBP1). NCBI's taxonomy places the organism in Eukaryota, Metazoa, Chordata, Mammalia, Scandentia, Tupaiidae. Bases 1122 to 2660 code for a protein of 512 amino acids. Gene Ontology annotation, cellular component: cytoplasm. The record is from RefSeq and is a predicted model, not a curated record. The transcript is spliced from 10 exons.